Cercopithifilaria johnstoni is the source of this 216-nucleotide messenger RNA. Lineage: Eukaryota; Metazoa; Nematoda; Chromadorea; Rhabditida; Onchocercidae. The record is from the annotation of a GenBank genome assembly.
AUGUCUUCUGGCUGUUUGAGCUUAGGUAUUGAAUGGGAGAGAGUUCGAGAUGAACGAGCUAUUCCGUUCGGUCUUAUCGCUAUUGAUGAGAAAAGCAGUCGUAAUGGUAGAUUGGUAGAUUCGGAAAUGACAAUUCAUAGAAUCCGCUGGGGAGAAUCUUGCAAUAAGUUUGAUUAUCCGCGGAAUCGUUAUGUGUUUGUCUCACAAACUGCAUAG